This is a messenger RNA of Sinocyclocheilus grahami, 2196 nucleotides long. Its product is annotated as protein NLRC3-like. The transcript has 5 exons. The record is from RefSeq and is a predicted model, not a curated record. Bases 25 to 2196 code for a protein of 723 amino acids. NCBI's taxonomy places the organism in Eukaryota, Metazoa, Chordata, Actinopteri, Cypriniformes, Cyprinidae.
AGCUCCAUGAAGACUGACUGAAUCAUGGAGGACAAACAAACAUUAAAACAAGAUAUUUCUCCAGAAUGCAGGGAGCGAUCAAACUCACCGGAGUCCAGCUGUGUGUCUAUGAAGAGUGACCGGUCUAUGGAGCAGCCAGUACAACUUGAGGGAGGACACACAUCAACUGAUCUGAGUGACAGAUCAAACUCACCGGAGCCCAGCUGUGUGUCCAUAAAGAGUGACCGGUCUAUGGAGCAGCCAGUAGAACUUGAGGGAGGACACACAUCAACUGAUCUGAGGGAGCGAUCAAACUCACCGGAGUCCAGCUGUGUGUCCAUGAAGAGUGACCGGUCUAUGGAGCAGCCAGUACAACUUGAGGGAGGACACACAUCAACUGAUCUGAGUCAUGACUCUCAACUGGUCCAAAGCACAUUCAAAUCAAAUCUGCUGAAGAAGUGUCAGUGUCUGUAUGAAGGAACAGCAGAGCAGGGAAACCCAACACUCCUGAAUGAGAUCUACACAGAGCUCUACAUCACAGAGAGUGAAAGUGGAGAGAUCAAUAAUGAGCAUGAGGUGAGACAGAUUGAGACACAAUCCAGGAGAGCAGCAACAGAAGACACACCAAUCAAAUGCAGUGACAUCUUCAGACCUUUACCUGGACAAGACAAAGCCAUCAGAACUGUGCUGACAAAGGGAGUCGCUGGCAUUGGGAAAACGGUCUCUGUGCAGAAGUUCAUUGUGGACUGGGCUGAAGAGAAAGAGAAUCAGGAUGUCCAGCUCAUGUUUCCACUUCCUUUCAGAGAGCUCAACUUGAUGAGGGACAAAACACUCAGUCUUUCAGAUCUUCUUCAUAUCUUUUUCCCUGAAACUAAACAAAUGGAAAUAUCCGGAGAUGAAUAUAAAGUGUUGUUCAUCUUUGAUGGUCUGGAUGAGUGUUGUCUGUCUCUGGAUUUUCAGAGUGAUGUGAGGUUGUGUGAUAUGAGUGAAUCAGCCUCAGUGGACGUGCUGCUGAUAAACCUCAUUGUGGGGAAUCUGCUUCCCUCUGCUCUCAUCUGGAUCACCUCCAGACCAGCAGCAGAUGAAGUCAUUCCCUCUGAGUGUGUCCAUCGAGUGACAGAGUUACGAGGCUUCAAUGAGCCACAGAAGAAGGAAUACUUCAGGAAGAGAAUCAGUGAUCAGAGUCUGGCCAAUAGAAUCAUCUCUCACCUGAAGUCAUCAAGGAGCCUCCACAUCAUGUGCCACAUCCCAGUGUUCUGCUGGAUCUCAGCCACUGUUCUAGAGAAGAUGUUGAGUGAAGCAGAGACUGGAGAGAUUCCCAAGACUCUCACUCAAAUGUACACACACUUCCUGCUCAUUCAGACCAACAUCAAACAUGAGAAGGACUAUGAGAAUAAAGUCAGAGAUGAAGUCAAAGAUGAAGACAUGAUUGUCAAACUGGGGAAACUGGCCUUUCAGCAGCUUUUGAAAGGCAACCUGAUCUUCUAUGAGGAAGACCUGAAAGAGUGUGGCAUUGAUGUGACAGAAGCAUCAGUGUACUCAGGAUUGUGCACUCAGGUCUUCAGAGAGGAGUUUGGCUUGAAUCAGGGGAAAGUAUUCUGCUUUGUUCAUCUGAGCAUCCAGGAACAUCUAGCAGCUUUAUAUGCACACCGCUCCUUUAUAAAUGACGACAUCAAUGUAUUUGUCCAAACCAAACAAAGACUCUUCUCCAAAGCUUUAGACCAGAAGAAAUAUAAUUCAAUAUAUCACCUGCAUAGGACAACUGUGAUUAAUGCCUUAAAGAAUGAGAAUGGACAUCUGGACCUUUUCCUGCGUUUUCUUCUGGGUCUCUCAUUGGAGUCCAAUCAGACUCUCUUACGAGAACUACUGACACAGACAGGAAGCUGCUUCUACAACAAAGAGGAAACAAUUCGGUACAUCAAACAGAAGAUCAGGCAGAAUCGCUCCCCAGAGAGAUCCAUCAAUCUGUUCCACUGUCUGAAUGAACUGGGUGAUCUUUCACUGAUGCAGGAGAUCCAACAUUAUCUGAAAUCUGGAAAAAUAAGAGAUGCCAAACUCUCCUCUUCACAGUGGUCAGCUCUGGUUUAUGUGUUGCUGACAUCAGAGCAGAAGAUGGAUGUUUUUGAUCUAAAAUGGUUUAUUGGAGCUCAAAAUACAGCGAAUGAAGUUCUUCAGAAGCUGCUGCCUGUGGUUAAAGAAUCCAGAUCAGUUCAGUAA